Messenger RNA from Suricata suricatta (meerkat), 1818 nucleotides. RefSeq names its product fibronectin type III domain containing 4 (gene FNDC4). The record is from RefSeq and is a predicted model, not a curated record. The coding region runs from base 1 to 1236 and encodes 411 amino acids. Lineage: Eukaryota; Metazoa; Chordata; Mammalia; Carnivora; Herpestidae. Gene Ontology annotation, molecular function: protein binding. The transcript has 9 exons.
AUGCAUCAGGAGGUCCCCAGGGACAGCAGAGGCUCCGGGGCUGAAGCAGCGAUCAGAGGGGUGGGGACCCGGGAGGCCGCCAGUGGGAGGGUCGUGGGAGGAGCCCCGGGAGAACGGGGUCGGGGGGGCGGGGGACAGGAGGGGGAUGACGGCUGCGAGAACCCCGGCGGGGCGGGGCGGGCCGGCACGUCCCGGUCGGGCUGCGGCGGAGCGAGCGGGGCCAGCUCUGCAGAAGGCGGCGGCUGGCUGGCCGGGACGGUCACAUCCCGCUGCAGGGGCCGGCGGAGCAGCCGCACUGCCUCCCGCACCGGGACUCAGGCCAGCGGCCAGGCCGCGCCGGCACCGCCCCCUGCUCGGGGACAGACUACGCGGCCCGUCCCAGCUCUGGGGGCCUCCGCAGCCCCGCGGCCGGCUCCCGCUACGCCUCCGCUCGGGCAGCGCCACGGAGUCGGGCGAUGGGCCGCCCUCUGGGCACCGAGCAGCCCCCCGAGGCCUGACCGACCGCGAGGACCGGCGGAGGAGCCCCGCCUGGAUGUCAAGCGGAAGUCCCAGUGCCUCCCAGCGAACUCGGUGGGGACCAUGGCUUCGCUGAUGCCCCUCUCCCCAUAUUUAAGCCCCACGGUCCUUCUGCUGGUCAGUUGUGACCUGGGCUUUGUGCGAGCAGACCGGCCUCCCUCUCCUGUGAAUGUGACAGUCACUCACCUCAGAGCCAACUCGGCCACUGUGUCCUGGGACGUCCCAGAAGGCAACAUCGUCAUUGGCUACUCCAUUUCCCAGCAAAGACAGAAUGGCCCUGGACAGCGUGUGAUCCGGGAGGUGAACACCACCACUCGGGCCUGUGCCCUGUGGGGCCUGGCUGAAGACAGCGACUACACAGUGCAGGUCAGGAGCAUCGGCCUUCGGGGAGAGAGCCCCCCAGGGCCUCGGGUGCACUUCCGAACUCUCAAGGGUUCUGACCGGCUACCCUCAAACAGCUCGAGUCCAGGUGACAUCACAGUGGAGGGUCUGGAUGGAGAGCGACCGCUGCAGACGGGGGAAGUGGUCAUCAUUGUGGUGGUGUUGCUCAUGUGGGCUGCUGUAAUUGGGCUAUUCUGCCGUCAGUAUGAUAUCAUCAAGGACAAUGACUCCAACAACAACCCCAAGGAGAAGGGGAAGGGACCGGAACAGAGUCCUCAGGGAAGGCCAGUGGGGACAAGACAGAAAAAGUCACCAUCCAUCAACACCAUCGAUGUAUGAGUGAAGGAACAGAACCAGAAAACAGAUGCACAAGCAACCUGGGGAUGGGGUGGGGAUGGGGUCAGGGAGAGCCCCAGAUGGUGAUCUGCCCAAGACCGAAGGAUCCCAGUUUCCUAGAGGGUAAAGACACUCCCACAACCUCAGGCCUGGUACCCAUCCUCUUUCCACUGUGAGCAGGGCCAGAAGGUAGGUCUCUUAGGGUCUGCACUCCUGGACCUGGGGAAUGGCUAUCAGAUGGGAUAUGUCCUUCCAUCCCCCAGGUCCAGGGAAGAGUCACUUAUUCAACUGUAUCCCAUUAGGUCCCAAACGGGGCCUCCAUUUCACCUGCAUCAGGACUCUCGGCAUACCCAGCUGCCCCCACAUCUUGCCUCUGGGUCUCAGAGAGGGGUGUUUCUUUGGGGACUCCCCCUCCUCCAGCCAAUAAAAGUAAUUGUCUGGGUCUGGAGGCAGAUGCCGCACUGCACUACUCCAAUGUCUUCCAUGGAGCCUCAGGUGCUCCCCCUCUCACCUGGUAGCCCCUCCAGCUGCUGGUGAUCUCACCCCUUGGACAUUUUUCCAAUAAAGGUUCUUGGACAAACUGGA